Prorocentrum cordatum is the source of this 1488-nucleotide messenger RNA. Lineage: Eukaryota; Dinophyceae; Prorocentrales; Prorocentraceae. The record is from the annotation of a GenBank genome assembly.
GAGCAGCAAAAUAUGUGUUCCCACUUCGAGGCGCUGGCCAAGCUGCUUCGCCGCCCGCCCGUGACCUUGGGCGGCCGCGGCGAGGCCAGAUUGAGCUCUUUGUAUGAUUACUCAGAGCCGGUGCGGGCCGCCGCCCAGGGGGCCGCCUGCCCCCCGCCCGCCGCCCUCGUCGGAAGCGACUUCAGGGCCGUCCGCGCGGAGUUCUUCGGCGCCCCCGCCCACUUCCGCAUCGAUUCGUAUUUGAAGCCGUUCGACGCAGCGUGUUUUCUUAAGCCGCGCCUGUUGGAGGUGCCGCGCGAGCCGUGCCCGCGCCCGCAAGGGGAACUCGUAAAGUGCGCGCGCAAGCUGAACGCCGCCGGCCACCUCUACUUGGCAACGCCGAGCGAGGAGCCCAAGAGCCAGCGCAUGAAUCUCCUGGCAGUUGCCAAAAACGAGCCCGUUGACCGCAUCGUUGGGGACAGGCGGCGGCGGAACUGGCUUGAGGCCCACCUCAGCGGCGGGGCACGAGAUCUGCCAGCGCGUUACCAUUUCGUCGAUCAUGAACUGGAGGACAGCGAGGUUGCUGAGAUAUUCGCGGAUGACCUUCGCGACUUCCAUCCCUCAGCGGUGGCGCUUCCAGCGCGGGCGUGCACGAACGCGUUUGCCAUUGAGCUAAGCCCGUUGGAGCUGGCCGGCGCGCGCGCCUUGCGCCGCUUCGGCGCGGCGCCGCCUCCAAAGCUCAUCCCGCGCGCGCUCUCGCUAGUGAUGGGCGACACCAGCGAGACGGAUUGGGCGACGGAGGCUCAUUCGCAGGUGCUCUACUCCGCCGGGGCGCUGCUAGCCGAGAGGCGCGUCCUGCAAGACAAGGCGCUCACCGAGGCCUUCGACGCCGCCAGCGUCGCCUACCAGGACGCUGGCUUGGUGCGUCAUCCCGCGAAGGCCGGGCGCGGCGAUCGCCAGGGCAUCAAUUUGGGCGCCGAGGUGCUCGGCGAGGAAGGCCACGUCGGAUCCGAACGUCUUCGUCGGAUGCGCCUGGCAGAGCUCAGCGUGCAGCUGGCCACGCAGCGACGUGUCACGGGCUCGCUGCUGCGCGCGGUGGCCAGGAGCUGGGUGUACAUCCCCUUUGUUUCGCAGGUUUUCGAGUUGCCCGCGGGCGUCCGCCGGGAACUGGUGCUGUUGGCGGCGCUCUGCGCGGCGAUGACAUCGAACAUCAGGGCGCAUCCCGGCGGCGUGCUUGUGGCGACUGAUGCGUCGGAGAGCGCCCUUGGCGGCGUCGCUGCCCCCAUCAGCCGCAGGCUUCGCCGCGAACUCUGGCGGCUGCGGGGCCGCCGCGGGUGGCCGACGCACCUGGUUGGGCAGCAUGGCGAGUGGUUAUUCGCCCGAGGGCCUGGUCGAGAUCGCGCCGACUUCGCGGAGGCCCUGCGCGCCGAGCAGCAGCGCGUGCAGGCUGCAGAUCCGCAGCGUGUUCUGGUCGAGUGCUUCGACGUCAUGGAGCUCUGCGCCAGCUAG